Molecule: messenger RNA, 2074 nt
Organism: Drosophila subpulchrella
Lineage: Eukaryota; Metazoa; Arthropoda; Insecta; Diptera; Drosophilidae
Product: nucleolar protein 9
Exons: 2
Coding region: 64-2040 (658 amino acids)
Biological process (GO): ribosomal small subunit export from nucleus; endonucleolytic cleavage in ITS1 to separate SSU-rRNA from 5.8S rRNA and LSU-rRNA from tricistronic rRNA transcript (SSU-rRNA, 5.8S rRNA, LSU-rRNA); endonucleolytic cleavage in 5'-ETS of tricistronic rRNA transcript (SSU-rRNA, 5.8S rRNA, LSU-rRNA)
Cellular component (GO): nucleolus; 90S preribosome; preribosome, small subunit precursor
Molecular function (GO): RNA binding
Source: RefSeq, a predicted model, not a curated record
UUUAUACAGCGUGUUCUGGCGCACGUUGAAGUAAAUAAAUUUAAUUUUAAAUUUUAAAACAGAAUGCAGUCAGAUGGCAAUGCGAAACGCAAGAGGCCCAAGAAGAAGGGCAACCGCUUCAUGCGAAACGCCAAGGGAUUCGCCAAGCAGGGCAUAUUCGGACGGGGCACACACAUCGACGAUGAGCAGUUCAGCUAUUUCAUCAACAUUCUGGACGCCAUGAAAGCGGGAUUCGAGGACGUGGAGGAGCGAGUCAACAUGGCCAACAAUGUGUUCGAGCAGACCCACGACCAGGAGAUCCACCUGGCCUCCAAUCAGAUCGUUUCCAAGGCGCUAGAGUCGCUGGUGGGAUUUGUGGACGACGUCCAGUUGGAGCGGUUCUUCAGCAAGUUCGGCGAAGGCCUGCGGCCCCUGUGCUCCGAUCGGUUCGCCUCACACGUCCUGCAGAAAAUGCUUGAGAUUGCCUUCCUGCGCGGAGUGGGCAAGUCAGCCAUCGUGGAAACCAGCGAUGCAGCUACUCCCAGCAAGCAGGCCAAACCGGAUGCCGCCCAAGUGGAGGAGGAGUACAACUUGAAGGCGGACUUCAGCGAAGAUCACCGCGAGAAAUGCCGGCAGUUCGUGCUGCGCAUCUCGAAGUUCAUGCUGAACAAUCUGGAGGACUUUGUUUGGGACAACUGCGCCAGUCACAUCAUGCGCACUGCCAUCCUGUGCCUGGUGGGCAUGCAUGUUCCCAAAAUCGCCUUCGAGAAGGGGGGCACCGAGAUGACCAAGCACCGAAAGCUGUACACAGUGCCGGAUGAGUGGCAGGAGGUGAUGAAGGACUUUCCCCAGCGACUGGAGAUGUGGCCCCAGUUUACGGACUUCCCCUACCAGGAGCACUCCUCCAGCCUGCUGGGUGUCAUCUGUUUGGCCCUAAGUGUGGCGGACAAAAGUAUGCUCAAGCAUUUUGCCAAGAAAAUCCUAACGAUCGGCCUGCUGAAACCAAACGAAGAUGACGAGGAUAAAAAGGACGAGGAUACCAAAAUUGAAAUCAAGGACGAAGAGGAUGAGGAGGCAAAAGAGACAGAGGAAGACACUGAAAAGAAGCAAACUGAUCCCAACUUACCAAAAGUCUUCCACCAUCAGACCUCUGUCAUUCUGUUAGAAACAAUUUUGAGCGUUGCAGGAGCCAAAUUGCUAACCCAACUGUAUGCUAUGCUCUUCUGCAACCGCAUCGGCUACCUAUCCAAGCAGCAAGGAACGAACUUUUCCGUUCAACGUCUCCUGCAGCACAUCAAGGAGGUCCCGGAUUUCGAGUCCGUCUUCACCGAACUUCAGCCGCACGUGGAGGAGCUCCUUAAAAUGGGAUACACCGGCGUGGUGUCCGCUCUGAGUGCAGCCUGUCUACGAUUGGGCACCAAGCAGGCUCAGAUGAUAGCUGCUCUGCAGAGUGCUCUUCACGUCAGCGGCGACAAGGAGAAGUCCAAGCUAUUCUUCAACUGCUUGGUCAAGCUAAAGCCUUUUGAAGUGGUUGGCAGCGAUGAGUCGGGUUUCGUUCAUCUGCACGGUUCGCUUAUUGCUCAACACGUCCUGCAGUUUAACAAACCCAUCUUUCUGGUUAACUGCAUACUCGAUCUGCCCGCCACCCAGCUGGCUCAGGUCUUUAACACGCCCAAUGGCUCACACAUCGUGGACGCCUUCAUGCAGAGCAAGUUCAUUGGCGAGAAAUCCCGAGAGCGUUUGAUCCGCCAGCUAGAUGGCUUCUACGUGGACUUGGCCAUCACGCGGCAUGGUUCCCGCGUCUUCGAAGAGUGCUUUAAGGCCUCUCAAGAGGCGCAGAAGCUGCGCAUGGCCAAGGAACUUUUCUCCAAGGCGAAUAUGCUGAAGGGAUCACCGCACGGUCGGAUCAUCUACACAAAGUACCGCCUGGACACAUAUAAACUUUCACCCAGCCAGUGGCAGGAGAGUUUGUCCAAGCAUUUGGACGCAGAGCAGCCAAAGGAGGAGAAGCGGAAAAAGGCCAAGACAGCCACCGACGCUUUUAAGGAUAUACUUAGCUAGUAUCUAGACUGUUUUUCCUAAUAAACCGUAUAUA